AUGUCGGUGAUUCCGGUCGCGUGCGAGUCCACAAUACUCACAAGGUACAGCAUCCCUCACGCUCCCAUCCCUGGACAAGACAGCGGUAUGGUGUACCGCAUGUCCGCCAUGCAUUCAAACGGCCCAGCAUCCUCCGCCACAAGCACUGGCACUGGCAGCCCAGAUAGCACUGGCCAUGUUCGUGUGGUUCAGAACCGGCCAAAGCCACGAUGCUGGGAGCAUGGUUGCAACGGACGGCAAUUUUCGACUUUUAGCAACCUCCUCAGGCACCAGCGAGAGAAAUCCGGCCAGGCAGCCAAGGCCACCUGCCCCAACUGUGGCGCAGAAUUCACCAGAACAACGGCACGCAACGGUCACCUUAUGCACGACAAGUGCAAGCAACGCAGGAACACCUGA
Messenger RNA from Trichoderma reesei QM6a, 396 nucleotides. RefSeq lists its product as uncharacterized. The transcript has a single exon. Lineage: Eukaryota; Fungi; Ascomycota; Sordariomycetes; Hypocreales; Hypocreaceae. The coding region runs from base 1 to 396 and encodes 131 amino acids. The record is from RefSeq and is a predicted model, not a curated record.